GUUGCUGCAUUUAAAGAUGGCGCAGCGUUGUUCACCCCAUUCCGACAAUAUCUAAGCUUGUUUGAUGGGGACGUUUCGGUGUGAUUUUAUCGCUGCCUUUUAAGCGGCUCCUCUGAUUUCAUCCGCCACCAGAUUAUAGCGACAGUGAUAUGUCCGAAGGACCUUGUUGGCAAUAAAAAAAGCCAUCUCAAUGAGUAGCAGAAGGAAGCGGGCUCCGCCCGUCAAGGUGGACGAUGAAACUAAAAAGAAGCUCAACUGGAACAUGCAUGAGGACAGAAGGAGUGAAGCUGUCAUCCUGGAUGAUGACCACAUCCUGUCCUCAGAGUCCUCGUUGGUGUCUCCCUUGGCCGUGGGAAAGGGUGACCUCGAAGCCAGCUGCUCUAACUCCUUAGUGCUUGCCGAGCCCGGGCAAGAGCCCUCGUGUUCAUCCUCGGAGAAGCCCGCACCUUUCAGGUUGGCGUUGGUGCCCGUCUCCAAUGGGGACCAGGUCUGGAGGGCGUUACUCGGCGAGUUCUACCUCAGCACCAGCAGCUUUCCCGUGGAUCUUGAGGAGAGACGCCUUGCUCUACAGCGGAGUGGCGAUCGGCUUAGUAUGUUCCCUCUGGAAGAUGCUGGACCCAGAGAUGAGGGACUGCUGGACCCGGCCACCAUGUCUGACUUUCCGGUAGAGUGCUCUCUUGCCGUCUCGGUGUUGGAAGACCUGGAGUGGCUGCAGAGAAGAAGGAUCAUCCAGCUUUGUCAUAAACAGGACAGGAUGUCCAUCAAGAUGAAAAGACCGUCCCUGGCAGAGAGGUUCAGUGGUUCCCAAGCGUUUUGCACCGAGCACCACAGAUCAAACCAGCGAAGUACCACAUGGGUUGGAAUUUACCUGUUGGAGGCCGGUUUGGGACGACCGGAGUUGCUGAGCGAGGGGAACAGCAGGAUACGAAAAGCGAACCAGCUGAUGCAGAAGCUGAUGGAGCUCUUUUACGACUUCAUCAUCCCCGAGGUCGUGGAGGGCGAGGAGGGGAAGUGCGACACCGAGCUGGAGAGACAGAACGUGGAGGAGCUGUACGACUAUGUCAGGCACCUGCACCAGCUGGAGGACCUGGAUCUGACGGUGCAGGUCCAGCAUGAAGCCCUCAUCCCUGUCCUCAGACCCUAUCAGUGUCAGGCCGUCAACUGGAUGCUGAAGAAAGAAAGAUACGGGAAAGACGCAGUGAUGCAAGAGAGAACUAUGAAUUUUCUUUGGAGGGAGGUGGUCACUGGUUGUGAAAAAAAACUCUUCUAUAAUCCCUACACAGGCUGCCUUAUUCGGGAGUUUCCACUGGCUGGGGUGGACUGGCCCGGUGGAAUCCUGGCAGACGAGAUGGGGCUGGGGAAGACAGUAGAGGUUCUCGCUCUCAUCUUGGUCAAUACCCGGAAAGGCCUCCAGGGCGGCGGUCUCACUCUGCCUGCAGGGAAGUCAGUGAACUACUUUGUCCCCCCACCACCUACAAAGAGGGAGGGGACUGACCAUUACAAGCGAAAGAUGCAACCCAAAGAAAAAGUAUCGUAUCCAGCCAUACGCGUGAUGCUCCUGACCGCCAUAAAAGAGAUGAGGGUGGGGAAAGGAGCCUCCAUCAACGCCAUCUUCACCUACAUCCGCGCCACGUACGGCUACGACCUGCUGAAGAACCGCGGCCACAUCCGGAAGGCGCUGGGCAGGCUCAUCAAAGAGGAGAUGGUGGAGCAGGUCAAAGGUCGAGGGCUGGCUGGCUCCUUCCGGCUAGGGAAGAACUACAAAGAAAGCAAGAGGAAGGGCAGCGCUGGGAAAUCCCAAAAGGCAGGCCACCAGGAGAGUAAGCAAAGGAGAACAUCCUCCAGGUGUGCCGGACAGGUGAAGGACACCAGCAUCAUAGAGCACCCCCUGGUGGAGGAGUGUUUAAACAGCAGCAUCUCUGCGGGGCCCCUUUCUCCCGGGUACCGACAUGAACUGGACGAUUCGUCGGAGGGGAGGAACUGUAGCACCCAAGAUUCAAAAAUCACAGCCCCGGCAGAUGGGCCUGUAGGGGGCGUCGGAGAGACAGACAUGGAUCCCCUCAGGGGAAGCAAUCAAGAGGAGGUGGCGGGUGCAGGCGUGAUGGAUGUACCUGCCCGGGCCUCGGCGGUUCUACCUUUCAACACUCCCGACUACCGGUUUGAGUGUAUCUGCGGGGAACUGGGCCUGAUCGACUAUAAGGCUCGCGUCCAAUGCCUCAAUUGCCUCCUGUGGCAGCACGCUGAGUGCGUCAACUACAAGGAAGAGAGUCUGGGGAAGACGCCCUUCUACUGCCCCCACUGCCUGGUGGCCAUGAAGCCAGUCCCCACACGGGCCACCCUCAUCAUCUCUCCCAGUUCCAUCUGCCACCAGUGGGUGGACGAGAUCAACCGCCACAUCCGAUGCUCCUCGCUCCGGGUUCUGGUUUACGGCGGCGUGAAGAAGCACGGCUUCGUGCAGCCUCACUUCCUGGCCGAGCAGGACGUGGUCAUCACCACGUACGACGUGCUGCGCUCCGAGCUCAAUUACGUGGACAUCCCGCACAGCAACAGCGAGGAUGGCCGCCGCUUCCGCAACCAGAAGCGCUACAUGGCCAUACCGAGCCCCCUGGUGGCCGUCGAGUGGUGGCGCAUCUGCCUGGAUGAAGCCCAGAUGGUGGAGUGUACCACCGCUAAUGCCGCAGAGAUGGCAUUGCGCCUUUCUUCAGUCAACCGUUGGUGUGUGAGUGGGACUCCCGUGCAAAGGGGCCUAGAAGAUCUAUACGGCCUUGUGUUGUUCCUUGGGGUUGACCCCUACUGGGUGAAGUACUGGUGGGACCAACUCCUCUACCGCCCCUAUCGCCGGGGAAACACAGAACCCCUCUAUAAUGUCAUUGGCCAGAUUCUGUGGAGGUCGGCCAAGAAGGACGUCAUUGACCAGAUUCAGAUUCCACCUCAGACUGAGGAGAUCCACUGGCUGAAUUUCUCUCCGGUCGAGGGCCAUUUCUACCACCGGCAGCACGAGGUCUGUUCCCAGGAUGCUCUCCACAAACUCAGGAAGAUCUCAGACUGGUCACUGCGGCUGGGAAGUCUGGACCGACGGACGGUCAACAGCAUCCUGUACCCGCUGCUCAGGCUGAGGCAGGCGUGCUGCCACCCGCAGGCUGUCCGCGGCGAGUUCCUGCCCUUCCAGAAGAGCACCAUGACGAUGGAGGAGCUUCUCAAGACCUUGCAGAAGAAGUGCCGGGUGGAGUGCGAGGAGGCACACCGGCAGCUGGUGUGUGCGCUCAACGGCCUGGCCGGCAUCCACAUCAUCCGAGGUGAGUUUGUCGAGGCCGUGGAGAUGUACAGGGAGGUGCUGCACUCCUCAGAGGAGCACAAAGACAGGCUCAAAACGGACUCCCUCCAGAGGCUACACGCCACACACAAUCUGAUGGAGCUGCUCAGCGCAAAGCAUCCUGGGAUACCCCCGACUCUGAGAGACGACCGACUGAAGGAAGAGGCAGGGCAGCUAAGGCAGCACUACAUGACCAAGUCCAAUCAGGAGGUUUCCGACGCCCAGCAGGCCCUGCAGCCCGUCCUGCAGAGCAUCAGCGAGCUGAAGGGCAAGGUAGAUUUGAAGUCCCCCUGGUGGCUGGACGUGGUACAGCAGGCCAUCCGCUACUCCAUCGACGACGACCUGGUGCAGCGCAUCCAGAAUGAGCUGACCUGCAGUUACAAGCAGGAGCCCAGCAAGCUGUCCUUAGCAGACAAGUUCCGGGACGGUCGCGGCCUGCAGUUCCUGCUCACCACUCAGAUGGACGACCUGAUCAAGUCCCAGAAGACAGUGCAGGGCGCGGUGAAGAAACUGGAGGGCCCGCCGUCUAAGGAGGUCAUCGAGGAGGCCACCAUCUGCCACCUGAGACCAGUGCGGCUGCCACUUAACAACUGCGUGUUUUGCAAAGCGGACGAACUAUUCACGGACUACGAGUCCAAGCUGUUUUCUCACACUGUGAAGGGCCAGACAGCCAUCUUUGAGGAGAUGAUCGAGGACGAGGAGGGCCUUGUGGACGACCGGCUGCCCACCACCAGUCGCGGCCUGUGGGCGGCCAGCGAGACGGAGCGCUCGCUGAAAGCCAUCCUGUCCUUCGCCAAGGCUCGCCGCAUGGAUCCCACACUGCUGGAGGAAGGCACCACCUUCAUGGAGCUCUUCGAGGCGUGGAAGAAGGAGUACAAGCUACUGCACGAGUACUGGAUGGUGCUCCGGGAUCACGUGUCAGCCAUUGACGAGCUGGGCAUGGCCACGGAGCGUCUGCGGGUUCGACAUCCGGACGAGCCCAAGGCCAAGGUGCUGCACAUCAUCGAGCCGCACGAGGUGGAGCAGAACCGAGUGAAACUCUUAAAUGACCGAGCAGUAGCCAAAUCCCAGCUUCAGAAGAAACUCGGCCAGUUCCUGUACCUCACGAAUCUCGAGAAGUCCCAGGACAAAUCCACAGGGGGCUUGAACCCAGAACCAUGCCCCAUCUGUGCCCGGCCGCUUGGACGAGAGUGGGCCGUGCUGACCUGCGGCCACUGCUUCUGCAACGAGUGCAUCGCCAUCAUCCUGGAGCAAUACAGCGUGGGCACACGGCGGCGGGCCAUCAAGUGCGCCAUCUGCAGGCAGACCACGUCCCACACGGAGAUCUCCUACGUUUUCACCACCCAAGCGGCCAGCCAAGGACACGACAUCCCUGUCAGAGGAAGUCACUCCACCAAGGUGGAAGCAGUAGUGAGGACCUUAAAGAAGAUCCAGAUGGCCGAUCCGGCUGCCAAAGCACUCGUGUUUUCCACGUGGCAGGGCGUGCUGGAUAUCAUCUCGCAAGCCCUCUUCGACAACAACAUGGAGUUCUCACAGAUUAAUGGGAUUCAUAAAUUCCAGGAGAACCUUUCCUCUUUCAAGUACGACGAGAAGAUCAACAUCUUGCUGCUGCCGCUGCACACGGGCUCCAACGGGCUGAACAUCAUCGAGGCUACGCACGUCCUGCUGGUGGAGCCCAUCCUGAACCCCGCCCACGAGCUGCAGGCCAUCGGGAGGGUGCACCGAAUCGGCCAGACCAAGCCGACUUUUGUCCACCGGUUCCUGAUUAAAUCCACCAUAGAAGAAAGGAUGCAGACCAUGUUAAAAACCGCGGAAAAAAGUCACAGCACCUCCGCCACCAUGAAGCACUCGGAGGCAUCGGUGCUGACGGUAGCAGACCUGGCGGACCUGUUCACUGAGGACCACGAAGCCAUGGAGUGACAGGUCGGGCCAGCGGGCCCCAGGCACAGGCGGCGGCAUUACGGUGGCCACGGAGGACCAAUCAGCACACGGCGUGGUUUGUCCCCAUUUAUAAAUGUGCAAGAUACUUUGAGAUGUGGGUGGUCAUACUACACUGUUCUUCAUAUUCAGGGUUUCAAAUUGUUUUUCUAGGCUAGUACUUCAAUUUUCUGUACAUAGGAAGAUGCAUUUAGAAAAUACCAGUACCUCCUCCUGCAAUUUUAAUGUUCUGCAGUAAGUUACUUUUCAGGGAAGAACCUGAUUUCUGAAGAGGGGUAUUUAAAGAAGACUCACUUUUCAGUCAUAUUGCAAUCUUGCUUUUGCUUUUCAUCCCUGUCUGCUUAUUAUAUGUUUUUCACAGUAAUAUUGGUGGCAGAAUUCAGUUUAUAGCCUUAAUUUAAAGUAUGGGAGCCGGCUUAACGUUCCAUUGAUGAUAUCCCUGCGUAAUGUUUCAGGAAAACAUCAGCAGACUCCCCAGAGGGUAAUCCUUUAAGUAAGACGCUGGUUUACUCUGAAAGAUUCAAAAUAUUUAAAUUAGUUUUUUCAGGUCAUUCAGUUCUAAUUGGCUGUUGUUUUAUUUUUAAUUGGGUAGGUUUUUAAAAUAAAUAAAUAAAUUUAAAUCCUUAAUUAUAAAGCCACUUAUUUUUAAUGGAUAAGCACUAUUUUUUUCCAAGACUUAUUCUCAAGAGAAAAGUUUUGCUCCCUGUUGAAAUUUCUCCAGUUCGAAUGUUGUAAAGGGGUCGUUUUCUGGCUGUAAAAGUUCCAUUUGUCCUUUAACGUGCGACAGAGACGCUAGGCGCUUGUUUUCCAUCUGGCAAGGUCCUUUCAACGUGCCGUCUGGCCAGAAGCCAGAGGCAGAAGAUCGAGUCAGACUUUACAGUUCGUUUCAUUCACAUUUAAUCCAUAAAUCACAUCCCGUAAGAUGGUGCUUUAAAACGACACGAAAAAACACAUGUGGGGGGGGGGCAAACUCAUCAAAGAUGUGAGUAAUAGAAAGGUCUCCACCCAACUCUGCGAGAUGAGACCAGCAGGUGUUGCUGUCGAUAGUGAGAUCACGGUCCCCCACGAGCCGCCCAGUAAGAGGGAGUGUUGCAUUGCAUCUUCUUACCGAAUGUAAUUUUGUUUCUCAAUUUAAUGCCAUUAGCAUAACGUUAAAGGGAUAGAUCCCGCCGAGGCCGAUGAGCUUAUGAAAUGUAUUACCUUGGGAUGCAGGCCAUUCUCCCAAGUUUCAGUUAAAUCCUUAUUUAGCCAUUGAACUACUGCAACAAUGCACAUUCAGCACAAAUCCACAUUACCUUUAAGUCUUAAUCUCCUUUUACUUUUGCCAGUCGAAAAUACUCCCAGUGGUACAAAAUGUUCUGCUUUGUGUAAAUGGAUCAUAAUAAAUGUUUAAAGAAAUUGCAUCAAUAUUCAGGAGUUGGACUCAGGUGCUUUUUGUCUUCUCUGUAAUAGGAAAGAGAAACAAAUGUGUAGAUCUUUCCUACACCGCAAUGCAGACACAAAGCCACCAAUCCUCUGCCCGCCUUCUCCUGGGUCAGCACUUCUCAUGGCAAAAAUGAAAUUUUCCCAUUUUGGUGAGAUGUCAAGUACAAUACAAUGUCAGCUAUUGGUUAGCAUGUUAGCGCUGUUAUAUUUGUGCUCCACCACGCUAGUGAAGGUAUUUUUAUCAUUCCAAUAAACGAUUGUUUUGCUGUUAAUUUAUGUCCUCUAUGUAUUUAUAUCUCUGAAAAUAAAUGCCCGACUUAUUUUGC
This is a messenger RNA of Brienomyrus brachyistius, 7002 nucleotides long. RefSeq names its product SNF2 histone linker PHD RING helicase (gene shprh). Gene Ontology annotation, cellular component: nucleus; nucleosome. Bases 191 to 5233 code for a protein of 1680 amino acids. NCBI's taxonomy places the organism in Eukaryota, Metazoa, Chordata, Actinopteri, Osteoglossiformes, Mormyridae. Gene Ontology annotation, molecular function: ubiquitin protein ligase activity; ATP-dependent chromatin remodeler activity; ATP binding. The record is from RefSeq and is a predicted model, not a curated record. The transcript is spliced from 31 exons. Gene Ontology annotation, biological process: protein polyubiquitination; nucleosome assembly; DNA damage response.